This is a messenger RNA of Penicillium cosmopolitanum, 705 nucleotides long. RefSeq lists its product as uncharacterized. The transcript has a single exon. The record is from RefSeq and is a predicted model, not a curated record. The coding region runs from base 1 to 705 and encodes 234 amino acids. NCBI's taxonomy places the organism in Eukaryota, Fungi, Ascomycota, Eurotiomycetes, Eurotiales, Aspergillaceae.
AUGAAGCAAACGCAUCCUGACCUUGCGGGUUCUCAGGCCGUGAUUCAACUGCUAUGGAGAUCUUUUUAUUUUCACGCAUUUCACCCCUUCCCCGAUAGUUCGACAGAUGAGAGAAUUGACUGGGAGGCCUUUCAGCGUGCCUUUUUGUUCCAGGUCGCGCAAGGCGCUGAUCUCCUGGGCGUGCUAGAAGAGGCCGAUAUGUACUGGCAGUUUCAGUACGACCAGAAUCUUGUUUAUCAAGCCAAAGUGAAAAGGAUCUUCAGAAGCAUCGCAGUUCCUGAACGGACAAUCGCUUUAAUAGAAGAUGAAUCGAAUUUUGCCGUGGAAGAGACUGCUGAUGUCGUGGCCAUGAUGCAGCCUUUCUUUCCGCCUCAUGCACCCGUGCAAGAAGAGGUUGUCCCUGCUGCAAAACGUCUAUUUGCUGGGAAUACUACUCAAAGCAGACGACGCGUAGCUCGAAAACAUUUCGUGACCUUACUGAGUAUUCUCAUUCGGCUGAGACUAAAUGCGUCUGCCCCGUUCGGCAGAUUCGAGAAAGAAGACCCCAGUGACGAGUUACCAAUCAUCUUUUUGGACUCACUAGGUGGCCAGGACCAAGAGUACCUGGAGCUUGAUCAAGUCACAUCGAUACUAUACCUACUCGUCAGUAUUAAUCUUCCAAUGUUAAUGGGUAUGGUUCAAGACGAUCAGAUCUGGCUAACAUAA